AUGGGCACACCUAUUGUUGAAUCCAGCGCCCCAGCCACGCCAUUGUGCCAGAUCGUGACGCCAGUGGGCAUGAUGGGCUAUGGCUUCCCAGAGGAUCAAGUUGAGGCGGCAUUGGAAGUCUUCAGCCACUAUACUACUCCAACUGCCAUCAUUCUGGAUGCUGGAUCGACCGAUUCCGGCCCCUCAAAGCUUGCAAUUGGCACCACUACUUGCCCCCGAUCAUCUUACGUCCGCGAUUUUCGCAAACUACUCACCUUUUUGAUCAAGUAUUCGGUCCCUCUGCUCUUAUCAUCUGCUGGUGGCGAUGGAAGCGAUGACCAUGUCGACUUAUUUCUUGAAAUUAUCCGAGAAAUCAGUCAAGAGCCUGGCCAUGAGAGUUGGAAACUGAAGACUCUUGCCAUUUACUCCGAGGUCCCAAAGACUGUGGUUGUGGAGAAAUUGAAUGCAGGCACAAUCACAGGCUGUGGGGAUGCCGUCCCCGAGCUGACUGUCGACGCCGUUGAACAGACACCCAGGAUCGUUGCCCAGAUGGGCCCUGAGCCACUGCUCGAUGCAAUCAACGCGCAUCCCGACUUUAACGUGUUGAUUGCUGGUCGAUCAUACGACUUGGCCCCUUUUGUAGCCUUUACCGCCUACCAUACCCUUAAGGCCCGAGGCUUGAAAGAAUACACUGAUCUAAGCCCAGGCGAACUUGGAGUGAUUUCUCACAUGGGCAAGAUCCUCGAAUGCGGUGGCCUCUGCGCUACGCCCAAGGGCACGAGCGCCCAGGGUAUCAUGAACAACGACUUAAGCUUUGACAUCAAGCCACUGAACCCUGCCGCUCGCUGCACACCACUGAGUGUUGCUGCGCAUACGCUCUAUGAAAAGAGUCGACCAGAUAAAUUGUUUGGUCCCGGAGGGUACAUUGACCUCAAUGAGUCUACCUUUACUCAACUUGAAGAUACUAGAUCCGUUCGUGUUCGAGGAUCAGUAUUCCACGGUAAUCGCCAAGAGAACACUACUUAUUUCACCAAGCUCGAAGGAGCCCGCGUUACUGGAUACCGUACUCUAACUAUGGGCUCCUUCCGAGACCCAAUUCUCAUCUCACAGCUUGACUGGUUUCUACAAUCCGUCAAAGACUUUGCUGGGAGCCAACACAGUCACGUGAAGGAGAAGUGGGAUAUUGGCUUUCACACGUACGGCUUCAAUGAGCAUGACACCGAGUACGUGCCAAGUGAGGUUUUCAUUGUGGCCGAGGUGAUUGCGGAAUCUCAAGAAGUUGCAACUAGCCUGGCUUCGACUGUCAGAGUGCAUUGCACACAUGGGUCCUAUCCCAAGCAAAAGGCCACUUCAGGCAAUUUCGCUAUGGGUAUCGGUGGCAAGUUCGAGUUGGAGACGAAGGAGUGUGCUGAGUUCUCCAUCUACCAUCUCAUGCCACUUUCCAGUGAAGAGGAAGGCGCUCGCCAAAAUUCCCUUCCUCAAGCAGAUAUCGACGGUCAGCGGGGUCUGUUCCGUUGGCAGGAGUACACGUUGGGUAACGGUGAAACAUACGCCAAGAUUGGGGUUCGAGCCACUCCGAAUGGACCAUCCUUCGUGACUCAGAGCGCUGGCACCGUUUCUUCGGAUCCCCCAGCUCAACCCAAGCCUACGUUCGAGCAAACUCCAAGCACUCUCGUUGAUGUGGCGAAGGUGAUCCGAUCUAAGAAUUCUGGUCCAUAUGAGAUCACUGUGGAUGUCAUGUUCGACAAUAAGGACGUCUAUAAUCUCGUCAAACAGUCUAACUUACUGAACAAGGCGGUGAUCGCUGAACUCUUCAGCCUAGACGAAACCGAGGUCUAUUGGGCAGGCUUCUUUGAUGUUGCGAUGGCUUUCAAGGCUACAAUGCCCAGAAAACGAAGAGGCGAGCUAUCGUGCUCUGGCGGCUAUAUGGAGGACGAUGUUCAUGGCUCCCAACAAUAUAUUCCGUUGGUCAGGCUACCCCUCCCAAAGGAACUUCAAGAUAGCCUUCUGGCACUUGCAAAGUGA
Molecule: messenger RNA, 2004 nt
Organism: Clonostachys rhizophaga
Lineage: Eukaryota; Fungi; Ascomycota; Sordariomycetes; Hypocreales; Bionectriaceae
Source: the annotation of a GenBank genome assembly